GAAAUGUAUUGAGAUGCAGCGUGUGUGUUCUAGUCAUCCGGAACAGGGGGCGGUGUACAGGGUGAGGGUGAGACUCGUGGUUGUGCAUAUACAUCAUUGCCGGCCACGUCAACACAAGAUGUCAUGUUCAGGAAAUGCAGUUCACAAGGUUAUGGCACAUGUGACCUUUCCAUCCAGGUUGACUUGCUGUUCUCAUCUAUGUGACUGGCAAUGAUGUUUGUGCACCUUAACAGCACUGAAGCAGUUAUCAAACCGAUAGAAAUAUGCCACCAAUGUUCUCAUAUUUGAGUUAGAGUCAGAUGUUUAAUAGCUUAACUAAAGUCAGAGUGAGCCAGUUUACCCAGGCACUCAUUUCUCUUUUGGUAUGUAGCGCCAACAAAUGGCUUUGAUUUGGACCUCUCUUUAAGUGCAAUAAAAAUAGUUUAUAUUGAUCCGUUAAGAGAAACACAGCAGAAAUAUUUUUGCAUCAUAGCUCAAAAGCGAAAGUGAAAUAUUAUUCCGUAGAAUAAUUUUGAGCAUGCAUUUGCUGAUCAGUGUGUUUGUGGGAAUUACUUUGUGGAGUUGUGGGUGCCAUUCAGAAGAUGCAGACUUCAAAGAUUGGCGGGGAAAACUGAAAACAAUUCGGAAUGGAAUUCAUAAGAUCGAUACGUAUCUAAAUGCAGCACUGGAUUUACUUGGUGGAGAGGAUGGGCUCUGCAAGUACAAAUGUAGUGAUGGAUCCAAGCCAGUUCCUCGUUAUGCUUUUAAGCCUCCACCGCCCAAUGGAUGUGGCUCUCCUGUGUUUGGAGUUCAUUUAGACGUAGGAAUUCCUUCCAUGACAAAGUGCUGCAAUCAACAUGAUCGUUGUUAUGAUACUUGUGGUAAUACUAAACAGGAGUGUGAUGAAAUGUUUCAGUACUGCCUUUCCGUAAUUUGCAGAAAUGUACAAAAAACAUUAGGAAUGGAUGCAACUGUACAGGCUUGUGAGAACGCUGUAGAACUGCUUUUCAAUGCAAUCAUGCAUUUGGGAUGCAAACCCUACCUAGACAGUCAGAGGGCCUCGUGCAUGUGUGCUUAUGAAGAAAAAUUUGAUCUUUGAUGUGAAGAUUGAAAAAAACAAAUGUUUUAAAUAAGAACCAACUGAUCAAUUAAUCUGAAAUAUUGUUUUCUCAGGAAUUGUUUAAUUGUGUCAGAUAUAUAAUAACAUUCCAUUAUGUAAUAAAAAUGUUUACAUAAUUUAAAA
Messenger RNA from Leucoraja erinaceus (little skate), 1222 nucleotides. It is a transcript of the gene pla2g12a, whose product is annotated as phospholipase A2, group XIIA. The transcript has 5 exons. The record is from RefSeq and is a predicted model, not a curated record. Gene Ontology annotation, cellular component: extracellular region. Lineage: Eukaryota; Metazoa; Chordata; Chondrichthyes; Rajiformes; Rajidae. The coding region runs from base 518 to 1078 and encodes 186 amino acids. Gene Ontology annotation, biological process: arachidonate secretion; phospholipid metabolic process; lipid catabolic process. Gene Ontology annotation, molecular function: calcium ion binding; A2-type glycerophospholipase activity.